Molecule: messenger RNA, 1181 nt
Organism: Trichomonas vaginalis G3
Lineage: Eukaryota; Parabasalia; Trichomonadida; Trichomonadidae
Product: organellar and viral DNA polymerase type B
Exons: 1
Source: RefSeq, a predicted model, not a curated record
AUGUUUAAGAGCGCUAUAGAACAAGUUCGCAAAGCUAACGAUGUCAUUCGUUCCAUUGACGACAAACCAAAAGAAGGUGAGAGAUGGUUAAAGAAAGAUGAAGAGAAUAGGAAGAGAAAUGUGAAGUCAGGCAAUAGACUCAUUGACUUUAACAUCGAAGCUUUAGAUGAACCAAACAGAGACUACUUACACAAACAUUUCGGUAAGGUUUUCAUGAGACUCUUAGAGAAAAUUAAAAUAAACUCACAACAGAGAUGGAUGGUAUGGUAUAAACUUGGUGGAAAGUAUGAAUGUUCUACGUUAAACCUCAAUAAUAUUGGAACAUUACUACAUCAGCUCUUGAAGGAGAACUUUAUAUCAGAGAUAGAAGCAAAUGCUGCAGGUAUUGUUGAAAUGCACUAUGACUUCUUCUUGACAAACAUAAAGAAUCUUACUGAAAUAAAGAUGUAUGAUUUAACAGAAUAUGAAGGCUUAACGAUGUCAGAUGUAAAGAAAGGCAAACCAAAAAAGAGACCAUAUAAAGAUGAAAGCACACUGACAAAUGACCAGAAAGCCAUUUUGGAAGCUCUUAAGCAAACAGGAAACCCAGCACUUAUAGAAAGCUUUUGGAAAGAUAAUGGUGAAAAGAAGUUUUAUAAGAAGAGAAGCGGUCAGUUCUGGAAGUAUCUUUGCACAUUACCUAUAAAUCUUGAACGCUACCAAAUCUUCAAUGAACUGAACAAAAGAACUGCAACACUUAUGACAGAAGAUAACUGCUUCGUUUAUGCUUGCAUUCAGGCUGGAGUAGAUGGAGAGACUAUUGACCACAUUAGAGAAGUCAUUCGUGUUAGAGACUUUCCUCAAAGUAAAGUACAAGAAAUUUCUGAUGCAACAGGUAUAGCAUUUAAUGUUACCAUUGGUUACUUCAAUGACUCAAGACAUAAUGAAAUAAAGAGAUACAUACCAAAAGAAUGUGAAACUGUUCGAAGUAUUGACUUACUUCUUGUUGAAGACCAUUACAUGUUAAAUGAAAGAUUACCUAUAACAACAUAUUUCAUUCGAAACUAUAAAGAAAUUCUCAAAGCUUGUGGUGGAAUGAACAUUGAGAAACAGAUGAAGAUUUAUACAAAGAGAGAAGAUAAAUAUGUAGUUCGUUAUGAUAGAACAACACCGUUAUGGGAUGUUAUGAAAACAUUGUGGGA